This is a messenger RNA of Endocarpon pusillum Z07020, 1929 nucleotides long. RefSeq lists its product as uncharacterized. The coding region runs from base 1 to 1929 and encodes 642 amino acids. The transcript has a single exon. The record is from RefSeq and is a predicted model, not a curated record. Lineage: Eukaryota; Fungi; Ascomycota; Eurotiomycetes; Verrucariales; Verrucariaceae.
AUGGAUCUGAAGAAAGAUGACGAUUUUGUAUACGACCGACUGCCUACGGCUGAUUCCUUCCGUUUCGCUUAUCUCAAGCCAGGUGUGGGUCAAGAUCCCAUCGAAUGUGAAUUGGUAACGCGAACGGUCAAAGAAGAGGUCGACUUAGCAACGCCUCAAUGGGAGGCUCUGUCCUGGCUCUGGGGAGCUCAUGGUAACCUUCGAGCUAUCAUAGUCAAUGGCAGAAAAUUCUCAGUGACCCGCAACUUGUUUAUUGCCUUAAACCAUCUUCGUCUCCCCGAACGUCCCAGGCUACUUUGGGUGGACGCACUUUGCAUUAACCAAAAAGACAUCGAGGAACGCAGCAGUCAAAUCAGGCAGAUGGCAUUUCUCUUUCAUCGAGCGAAAAAUGUCAUCGCUUGGCUUGGUGGAGGAGAUACAGGCAGUCAGGUUGUCAUGAGGCUUGCGCGCUAUCUGCACGAUUUCGAAUCCGGCAACCUCAGUUAUUGUGACGCGAACAUGAUAUAUAUCCUAGCAUUGACCUUUGGCGUGCCAGCUGUUGAAGCUGAUCCAUCCAAUUCCGUUUUCAAUUACUGGAAGAUUCACAAAUACGAAAACUGGAAUUAUAUUGAUCGGAUUGUGGACAGAGAGCUAUUCCGUCGCUCAUGGGUACUGCAAGAAGCAGCAUUGGCCAAAAGCCUUGUCGUUACAUGUGGAACCGAGACAAUACCCUGGGAUGCGUUCUUUCGUGCUGUUUCGCUUCGCUUUUCGAAUGACCGACGCGCACGGGAUUACCCAACCGUCCAUCAAGGUUGGAGUGCCAUGCAAGCAAUCGAAAAUCUUCGACAGCUUGUUGCAACAAAACAGCGCCCUCCGGAUCUACUAGAGCUACUCUGGGCUUGUCGUGACUACAAAUCGACCGAUCCCAGGGAUAGGAUCUUCGCCUUGCUAGGUGUCUCAGAUCUACUUUACGGACAUGGUCCUAGACAGCAGCUGGGCUUCGAAAUCGAUUACUCCAAGCCAAUCCAUGACGUUUUUGCAUCUUUUGCGUUGUCUACAAUAGCAAAAUACGGAGAUUUGCGCGUGCUGGCUACCAGACGGUCUAAUCGAGCAUUCGAUAAUAACUACUUGGGGUCAUGGUGUCCUGAUUGGGCUUCUUUGGAUGAUGGUGUGUCUUUGCUUUAUCGGCAGCGCCAAUGGUCAGGAAACAUCAUCAAGUAUAGGGCAUGCGGUGACCUGUCGCCUAUUGCUUGGCUUGCUGCUGGGAAGACACCCAGCAUGGGCGUGUUAGAAAUGGGUCACCUUGUCUUACGCGGCUUCAUCCUCGACAGAAUCGCGGCCUUACGACACUCUUCGUACUUCGUAAUCGAAAGCGACCGUUUGUUUGACUGGCAUAAUUGGGCAGUGUGGCCAGACCAGAGAGGACAGGCCAAGAUCACCCAGCCUAAAGACCAGGCAGACCCACAGCGACAGGACGCGUUCUGGCGUACUGUAAUCGCCGAUGCUGAUGUAAAUGGCAAUCGUCAACCAGUCUAUCUCCGCGCACAAUUUUACAGGUGGUACCAGAAGGUCAUCGAAAGCUCCAGUACGGGAAACGAUUCAACGGCCGAGACUCUAGCCGGUAUAGAGGACAAGGACUUUCUUAAUCGCAUGCGCCAUGUAACCAGAGGGCGGUGUCUCUUUGAAACAAGCGAACAUGGAUUGUUGGGAAUUGGCGACAAAGACUAUAGUGCCGAGUUGGGCGGAGCACAAUUGAGACCUGGGGACCUUAUCGCCAUAGUUCACGGGGGACCAUUACCAGUAAUGCUGCGGGCGGUUGAUGGUCCGUUGCAAAAAGGAGCUGAGCGCACUUACAGACUUGUUGGUGAUGCAUUCUGCUAUGUCCAUGGUAUGGUGGACGGCGAAGCGCUCCGACUAGGGACCAAAAUGGAGAACUUCACCAUUGUCUAG